This is a messenger RNA of Boleophthalmus pectinirostris (great blue-spotted mudskipper), 1760 nucleotides long. It is a transcript of the gene rab5b, whose product is annotated as RAB5B, member RAS oncogene family. The record is from RefSeq and is a predicted model, not a curated record. The coding region runs from base 223 to 873 and encodes 216 amino acids. NCBI's taxonomy places the organism in Eukaryota, Metazoa, Chordata, Actinopteri, Gobiiformes, Gobiidae. The transcript is spliced from 6 exons. Gene Ontology annotation, molecular function: GTP binding; GTPase activity.
CGCACUUCUUCAGGAAGUAGCAUUUCGUUCACCAGCUGACAGCGAAAAUUGUCAACAGAGAAGUGAGGUUUAUCUGUGCUUCUGAAACGAUAUUACAGAAAGCCUAAUAGAAGAGCUAACUACUGGUACAGAAGUGGGCCUUCAUCUUAAAAGCAUUGCUAGUGAGCCUUACCACAGAAGUACCUGUCUCCACCCCGGGAGGAGGCUCUUACUCUGGUCAGUAUGAGCUCCAGAGGGAGUGGAGGCCGCUCCAAUGGCGCUCUGCCACAGACCAAGAUUUGCCAGUUCAAGUUAGUACUGCUGGGGGACAUGGCUGUGGGGAAAUCCAGCCUUGUGCUUCGUUUUGUUAAAGGGCAAUUUGAUGAAUUUCAAGAGACCACUAUCGGAGCUGCAUUUCUGGCACAGUCAGUGUGUCUAGAUGAUACCACUGUAAAGUUUGAGAUAUGGGACACUGCAGGACAAGAACGAUACCACAGCUUGGCACCUAUGUAUUAUCGUGGAGCACAGGCUGCCAUUGUGGUAUUUGACAUCACCAAACCGGACACAUUUGAGAGAGCCAAGGCCUGGGUUAAGGAAUUGCAGAGACAGGCAAGCCCUAACAUUGUGAUUGCCCUGGCUGGUAACAAAGCAGAUUUGUCAGAAAAAAGACUAGUAGAAUUUGAGGAAGCCCAGACUUAUGCUGAAGACACUGGUUUACUUUUUAUGGAAACCUCUGCCAAGACAGCCAUGAACGUUAAUGAACUUUUCCUGGCAAUUGCUAAAAAGAUGCCAAAAACAGACACCCAGAAUCCUACACAUGCAGCUCGGCACCGGGGCGUUAACCUUCAGGACCCAGAUGCUCACUCUACUCGGGCAUGCUGUGGAGGAAACUAGACCUUCUGGAUAAAUAGCAGUAUUAGACCAUUCACCAUCAUGGCUCCACCACAGCCCUAUCUUCAGUCAAGUUCUUCUACCAGUGAAUGUGAUGUGUCAACAUCUCUGCGAUUCUUUACCCACCCAAAACCUACAUUCAUCCUUCAGUUCACACCAAAAGAAUUUAUCUUUAGAGGGAAGAGAAAACAAGACUGAAAGCUACAUGUAUAUCUGUUCACUUGUAAAUGAGAAAUACUGAAAUGAGGUGAAUAACAAUGACUGUUGAAAUCACUGGCAGACCUAGCAUGAUAUUUGGCACGAAUUGUAAAAAUUUUUGUUAUAAUUCUGUUUUAUUGCAAAGCAGUUUGAUUGCACAAAAUGCACACACACACUAAAGCGCAAUAAGCAAAUGCUGAAAAGACUGGAAAUUAAGUGAGGUAUAAAACAGUUAAAAAGCAAGUGAGCUUUGCCUGCAUAAAGAUUUUGCAAUGCUGCCUUGUCUCAACCAAACCACUGUGUGCUUAGUCCCAAACAAUAUACAGCACAGUCACUGGCAACUGGCAACGUUAAAAUUGAUAUCUGUAGCAGAAACAUCCAAAAGUAUAUUAACAAUUAGCAUUUUUAUUUAAGUAUUGCAAUUUAUUUAAUUUAAUAUUAUUGAACCGAAGGAUUCACAAGUUAUUACCAAUGUGCAGACUGGACUACUACUAACCACAAGCUUUUUCAGUUUUUAUUUUAAGUAAUUUGAAUGAAAAACUGGGAUGAAUAUUACGCUGUAAUAAAUGUCUAAAGCAGGAGAACACUGUCCAUCUUGUAUUUGGUGUGUCUCUCACUUGCUCAUUGUCUCUUGGCAAAGCUGUUUGUGAAUAUGAAAACAUAGUGGCAAUAAAUAAUUUAAACUUUGUGAA